Molecule: messenger RNA, 1386 nt
Organism: Sceloporus undulatus (fence lizard)
Lineage: Eukaryota; Metazoa; Chordata; Lepidosauria; Squamata; Phrynosomatidae
Product: DLA class II histocompatibility antigen, DR-1 beta chain-like
Exons: 4
Biological process (GO): positive regulation of T cell activation; immunoglobulin production involved in immunoglobulin-mediated immune response; antigen processing and presentation of exogenous peptide antigen via MHC class II
Cellular component (GO): MHC class II protein complex
Molecular function (GO): MHC class II protein complex binding
Source: RefSeq, a predicted model, not a curated record
AAUGGAGGUCAGGAAGAGUGGCCUGAGGUGAUAAGAAUGGACCUGACCCGGAACGGGGACUGGACCUUCCAGAUCAAGGUGAUGCUGGUGACCAAGCCCCAGCGAGGAGACAUCUAUGUUUGCCAGGUGGAGCACGCCAGCUUCGCCAGCCCCGCCAGAGUCCAGUGGGAACCGCAGACGGAUUCUGGUCAGAGCAAGAUGUGGACGGGGGUCGCAGGCAUCAUCCUGGGCCUGGUCUUCCUGGCACCGGGACUCCUCCUCUACCUGAAGAACAGGAAAGGGAAUGUUCUGCCCCAGUCUCCAGCGGCGCUCAUGAGCUAGAUGUCUGCAUUUCAUGGACAAGGCAAGGAAUCCGCUUCCCUUCCCACCGGCAGCUGCGUGUUUUUCUUCCUUGGAGGAUGCAAAGUUUGGAGGAGACACAAAAGGAGAGGAGAGGAAAGGAGAGGAGGACCCUAACCCUAAUGUUAAUCCUAGCCUUAACCUUCAACUUAAUGCUAACCCAAACCCAAACCAGUUCCCUGCCCUCGCUUUGGGUUUAUUUGCUUCUGGGUGAUUUAUUUGCAAGUUUUCAAUUUACAAAGCUGACUAUGUUUCCCCUUUUCCCAGUUCCUUGUUGGCAUGAAAUGCCAAAACGCAUCCAAGGGAUGCAAGGGUCUCUUCUGCACUGCACAGUUAGACCACUUUAACUGCCUUUUGAUUCCUGGGAUUUGUAGUUUUCUGUGGUGCUCAUAAUUCUCCUAUGAAGGGCACAGGCAUGCUAUGAAGCUACAAGGGGAAUAUUAUACCUAUCCAGGGGUUGGCCGUGUUGGCCAUAUAGCAAAAUGCAAGAACAUCCUAAAUGGACAAAACAGGGAUAACGUUAUUAGGCCAACCAAACCAGCAAUGUGGUGUUGCGGCAAAGAAGGCGAAUGUUAUUUUAGUUUGCAUUAUUGGAAGCAUAGUCCUACGACAUUUUGUUUUGGUGAGGAGUCCUCAUCUAGAGUCCUGAGGGCAAUUCUGGGCACCUUUUAAGACAGAUAGAGACAAAUAAUGGGUUCAGAGAAGGAUGAUCAGAGGGAUGGAGAACAUAAUCUAUAAGGAGAGCUUGAAGGACCUGGGCAUUUUCAGCUUGAAGAGAAGGCUGAGGUGGCCCUCUUUAAACCCCCCUCCAGGGCUGGAUCAGGGCCCUUCUUGGGGUCUCUUCCAACUCUAUGGUUCUACCAUAAAACAGGGAAGCAGUAACUCCAGAGCCUCUUGCUGCUAAAUUUCCAAGUACUUUUGUGCCAAUAGCAAUGCAUUUGUAUACUCUCUGCCUUUCACUUUGGUCACUCUCGCAACAAGCCCUGCAAAUAGGAAUAUCAGUUUCUCUCUCUCUCUUUUGAAAUCAAUAAAGUCAUUUUCAGCAUU